Messenger RNA from Trypanosoma brucei brucei TREU927, 936 nucleotides. RefSeq lists its product as hypothetical. The transcript has a single exon. Bases 1 to 936 code for a protein of 311 amino acids. The record is from RefSeq and is a predicted model, not a curated record. Lineage: Eukaryota; Euglenozoa; Kinetoplastea; Trypanosomatida; Trypanosomatidae.
AUGCGAACGAUAGUUGGAGUUUUGUUGCUCAUUUCUCGCUUAAAUGAAUGGGCAGGCGCUGAUUCUUGCGCUUAUACAAAAUGGAUGGAGGAAGGAAAAAAUAAAUCAAUGGAAGCUCUCUCUUCCAAGGGUGGAGAGGAAUUUUUUGAAAGUGAUAAGAAGUGGAUAUUUUGUGAUGAGUUGGAACGAAGACGGCGGAAUGUUUCCUUUUAUUGGAACUGCAGCAACGAAAAAACUCUAAAUGAAUUGGUUGAGGAUCACGAGUCUUUACGAAAUGAAGUGGUUAAGGGAGACUUGUGCAACGAAACAAUAACUACCGAAACGAAGAUACAGGUGAAAAAUGUUACGGAUUUGCAAACUGAGCUUGACAAAAAGAAAGCUGAUACAGAGCUCCUCAAACUGAACCACACAACGAAGACGAACGCAAGUAAUGAAUGCAAGCAAUUGCUCACAAAAUUAAAGAAUUCGAAUGCAACCGUUACAACCCUUGAAGCCUACAAUCGCGAAAAAGAAAACAAAAUAAAGAGGAAGAACCAACAGUGCAACAGCGACAUUAAGGAAAUCACUGCUCCUCUAGAGGUAGCAUUGGAAAAAAAAGCUGCACUUCUCAACCAUUUAAAACAACAAGUAAAGACAGUAACACAGGAGCUACAGGAGGAAAUGAACAAAAACAGCUGCACCGCUUGCUCUGCUGAAACAUGUUACAACACUCCCAGUGUAAAGGCGGAACUCGACAACAAGUAUCUUGAAAACUCAUGGCUCAAUCUUACUGCGGCACAGAGAGAGCAAUGCCUUCUCGAUGAUGCAAUGUUGCUACCAAUGUUAUCUUACAUGAGGAGGAAACCCUUUGAUGGUGCUUAUGCUUAUAACCGAAAUGUAGAUAUGAUGGAAAAAUUAUUUGCACUUGUAAUUUCAUUUUUAUGCUUUUUUCUUUAA